This is a messenger RNA of Astrephomene gubernaculifera, 3243 nucleotides long. Lineage: Eukaryota; Viridiplantae; Chlorophyta; Chlorophyceae; Chlamydomonadales; Astrephomenaceae. The record is from the annotation of a GenBank genome assembly.
CAGGACUCGGUACUAGAUCAUCUCCUUGCCAGAACAUCAAGCUGCUUAGUCAUAAAGGAGGGCGAGCGGACACAUAAGAGUACUGAAGCAUGGGGCAGUUGAAAAUGCACACAGCGACCCAAUUCCAGAAAGCUGAUGGGUCGCGGUUAUAUUGCGUAAAACGUCUCUCGCCAGCGCUUACCAAGCGGUGCGUCAGGACAGCAGUCGACGAUAGGCAAGCAUGCUCGCCGAGGCUCAGGCCUCUAAGGGCAGCUACUGCGCCUGACGUUUCAAAUGGAAGUUACUAUGGUUACGGGCAAGAAUACCCUGAUACUGCGGGACCGGACAACUUCUCCGCUUUGGCGUGGCCCCCUCCAUGCGAUGUUCCGGGCGCUCGCAUUGAGCCCGUUACUCCACAGCCUGCGGAAGCCCUACCAUUCCUCUUGUACCUCCCCGACAUUGAUGGCGCUGGGGUUACGAGCUGCCGACAAUGGGAGGAAUGGUCCGCAAGCUUCGACAUGCACGCGGUUUUCUUGGACCCGGAGUGCACCUGCAGCUUUGCCGAGCUGGCUGCAGGCAUCCGCCGCUGGCUGACUUGCGCACUGGCCGGAGUGCCGCCGCAGCGGCCGGUGUACCUGCUGGGCGAGGGAUUCGGGGGCGUGCUGGCGCUGCAGCUGGCGUGGGACUGCAGGCGCCUCGUCAACCGCCUCAUCCUGGUCAACCCCGCCACCUCCUACGCCGACUCCCAGCUCGCCCGCCUCACCCCGCUGCUGGAGCGCCUGCCGCCCGCACUGCUCAACGCGCAGCUGCCGCCGCCGCCCGCGCUGCCGCAGCUGCCGCAGUUCCCCCAGCUGCCCCAGCUGCCGCCGCUGCUGCUGCCCUCCUCGGGCCCGCUGGCGCUGCCGCUGGCGCUGGCCCCGGUGCUGGGCACCAGUCCCCGGGCGCUGCUGCGGCAGCUGGCGGGCAGCAUCAGCGCGCAGCAGCCGGCGGAGGCGGUGCAGGCCCUCCGUCGCGCGCUGGAGCAGGUGGAGCUGCUGUCCAGCCGCCUGCCACCCGCCGCCUUCCUGCACCGCCUCAGGAUGCUGCAGCAGGGCAUCAAGUCCGUGUCCCCCCGCCUGCCGUACAUCCCACAGCGCACCCUGCUGCUGGCGGGCGGGGGCGAUGUGCUGCUGGACUCGGAGCGGGAGGCGAGGAGACUGGAGGGCACCCUGCAGCGCGCGUUUAGGAAGGUGCUCCCCGAGUGCGGCCACGCGCUGCUGCACGAGCCGGGCGGGGCGCUGCUGCCGCUGCUGGCGGCGGAGGGCUUCUACCUCACCGCCCGCCGCUUCAGCUCGCCGCUGCCGGCCGGGGCGGACGGCAACUGCUUCGGCAGCGCGGGGCCCGUGGAGGUACCCAACGAGCAGGAGAUCCGCCGCUACGCCGCCGCCUGGACCUCCCGCCUGCGUCAGCUCAACAGCCCCGUCUUCCUGUCCACCCGCGCGGACGGCAGCCGGCAGCUGGGGCUGGGGGGGCUGCCGGACUGGCGGGGGCGGCCGCAGCGGCUGGGCUGGGAGGGGGGGCAGCAGCAGGCGGAGGGGUGGGGCGGCGCGGGGGCCAGCGAUGAUGGCGGUGGCGAGGCGCUGGGUGACGGUCCGCUGCUGUUCGUGGGGAACCACCAGCUGUACGCCUUCGACAUGUCGGUGAUGGUGGAGGAGGUGCUGACUCAGCGCGGCAUCCUCAUGCGCGGACUGGCGCACCCGGGGCUGUUCAGGCAGCCGGCACCCGAGGGGGAGGGGGAGGGGGAGGGGGCGGAGGGGGCGGAGCCUCAAGCCAGGAGACCGGAGGCCAGCAGUAGCAGUAGCAGCAGCGGUGGUAACAGGGGUAGCAACAGCAGCCCGAGCAGCACGGGGGGCCGGCGCGAGGGCGAGGAGAUGCUGCCCCCCGCCUUCAUGGGCAACAUGUUCCAGUCGUUCGGGGCGGUGCGGGUGACUCCCACCGCGCUGUACCGGCUGCUGGCGGCAGGCGAGGCGGUGCUGCUGUACCCCGGGGGGGUGCGGGAGGGCUUCAAGCGGCGGAACGAGAAGUACGAGCUGUUCUGGCCCGCCAGGUCGGAGUUCGUGCGCAUGGCCGCUCGCUUCGGCGCCACCAUCAUCCCCGUGUCGGCGGUGGGUCUGGAGGACUCGCUGCAGAUCGUGAUGGACGCGGACGACAUCCGGCGCAGCCCGAUGUGGAGUGCCCGCGCGCAGGAGCAGGUGGCUGCGGCCCCGCGCGCGCGGGUGGGUGUGAGUGCGGACUCGGCGCUGGACGAGAGCUUCAUCCCGCCACUCAUCGCGCCCUCCGUGCCCUCGCGCUUCUACUUCCUGUUCGGCCGCCCGCUGCGCACCUCGCCGCACAUGUACCGCGACAAGGCAGCAUGCGACCAGCUCUACCAGGCUGUGCGGGCCGAGGUGGAGGGCGGCAUCAGCUACCUGCUGCGCAAGCGCGAGCAGGACCCGCACCGCGACUUCCUGCGCAGGCUGGUGUACGAGCAGAACCCGCCCUUCGGACCGAGGCGGGUGGCGCCCACCUUCAAGCCCUGAUGGCCAGCAGCCGUCGGCGGUGUCGGGGUGUGUGUUGGGGGGGAGGGAGGGUGUGGAGAGGAGCGGUGCUUGUGGUCCAGUGGUAAUACCGCUGGUAGUAGUACGGUAGUGGUACCCGUUAUAGUGAGUACUGAGCAGGCGGCAUGCGGUGGCGGUGGGAGACGGCGCGCGAUGUCGUGAAGAGGAGGUCUCCUUGUACAUGGUAUGUUGGUGUACGGAUUGUUGCACAUUGGUGCUAUUCCUGUCUUGCGGGUGCAGGCGGGUGCAGGCGUGUUUCUGAGGCCUGGGCGCCCCUGCAGCAUGUUGGGGCGGAGGGCGCCGAGCGUCAUGCCGGUCUCGUGUAGCUAUAGGUUAUCAAGCCGACCCCUCGUGUUUAUACUAUAUUGCCUUGCAUUCUUUUUCUUUCGUGGACUUUUAUUCUUUGAAUUCGUGUAGAUGGGGCCCUCGGCCAGGACGUCAGAUGACCCGUGGGUCAAGCACUGCACCUACCACUCAUUAUUUCACAGUUUCGGGGGUGAUGAGAGGCGGCACCGGGAAGUGAUUGCCAGGGGAAGAGGCGGACAUUCCCUGUGGCCCUUACGUACGUUUUUGGAUUUCCUCCGCUGCGGACUCAAGCGGUACCGAGGGAGGUGUCGUGUGCUGACUAGACGCGAGAGGCGCUGGUAUGGCGUGCAAUGAAGCAGGAGGGAGAAGGACAGCGCCAGGA